This is a messenger RNA of Candidula unifasciata, 1098 nucleotides long. The record is from the annotation of a GenBank genome assembly. Lineage: Eukaryota; Metazoa; Mollusca; Gastropoda; Stylommatophora; Geomitridae.
AUGGCUGCCAAUGGACAAGUAGCUGUAACAAACAAGGGGUUGUUGGAGAAAUACCUCCGGCUGGAGCAGCCGAAAGAUAAGGUGAUGGCCGAGUAUAUCUGGAUUGAUGGUACUGGAGAAGGGAUCAGAAGCAAGUGCAGGACUCUGGAUUCUGAACCCAAGGAUGUUAGUGAGUAUCCUAUUUGGAAUUUUGAUGGCUCCAGUACUUACCAGGCAGAGGGUUCGAACUCGGAUAUGUACCUCCACCCCUGCGCCAUCUUUAGAGAUCCCUUCAGAGGAGGAAAUAAUAAACUAGUUUUGUGCGAGGUUUAUAAAUACAACAAGAAGCCUGCAGAGACUAACAGGCGUAAAACAUGUAACGAGAUCAUGGAGAAAGCCAAAGAUGCCAAGCCAUGGUUCGGAAUUGAGCAGGAGUACACUCUUCUGGACUACGAUGGUCAUCCUUUUGGUUGGCCCAAGAAUGGUUUCCCAGGACCCCAAGGUCCCUACUACUGUGGUGUUGGAGCUAACAAAGUCUACGGGCGAGACAUUGUGGAGGCUCACUACAGAGCAUGCUUGUAUGCUGGUGUGACCAUUAGCGGCUGCAAUGCUGAAGUCAUGCCUGCUCAGUGGGAGUUCCAGGUGGGUCCUUGUGAAGGUAUUACCAUGGGCGAUCACCUAUGGAUUGCCAGGUAUCUCCUUCAUCGUGUCUCUGAGGAGUUUGGCAUCGUAGUGACCCUUGACCCCAAACCAAUGGAAGGUGACUGGAAUGGGGCUGGUGCUCAUUGCAACUACAGCACAAAGGAGAUGAGGGAGCCAGGUGGCAUUAAGGCUAUAGAAGAAGCAAUUGAGAAACUCUCGAAGAAGCAUGCUCUCCAUAUAAAGGCUUACGAUCCCCGUGAAGGCAAGGACAAUGAGCGGCGUCUAACUGGCCACCAUGAAACUUCUAGCAUUCACGAUUUCUCAGCCGGUGUUGCCAACCGGGGAGCUAGUAUAAGAAUCCCUCGCCAGGUUGCUGAGGACGGCUUUGGAUAUCUGGAGGAUAGGAGACCUUCCUCCAACUGUGACCCAUAUUCAGUAACUGAGGUGAUAGUCAGGACUACUAUCUUAGGAGAGUAG